UGAUAAUUCUGCGCUGCGCAUUUGUGCUCCGUCACUCGCCCUUGUUUUAACAGCAGCUGCGUCCCUGUGGAUCCCUUCCUUCGCACUUUAAACAAAGCCACCCUUUUCCAUUCCCACUCUUUUCCUUUCUUUAUAUUUUGUUUAUUUACAGCGAAUCUUUUUAUUUCUAUUUUAUUUGUAAUUCGUGAAAUGAUACAUUUUGGACGCCGUGUGCUCGCCGGCCUGGACGCCCUGCUGGCAGAGCACUCACAGGGCGCACAAACGACAAUCUACGCCGACCAGGCCAUGCUCGACGUAAUUAACAGCGCCAUGGCACUCCCCAGCGUACUCAGGGGCCUGCAGGGCCUACGGGCACGCAGCAUCCACCUGCUGACCAGCAUGCCGGCAGACGAGGGCGCGUCAAUUGAGGACGGCCCGCACAUACUUUUCUUGCUGGGGACUGUAGACUGGACGGGCACUGAAGCCUGGGAGGCCAUUGAGCGGGUGAUUCAAAACAACAGCACACGGCAGCAACAACAGCUCCAAUACUGCACGUUGUGUGUGUCAGUGCCUGAGUCGCUGUGGGGAGACUCGCUGGCGCUGAGCCCGAAUGCUCGACUCAAGGCUCCGCUAAACCAGCAGGUGGUGCAGUCCGAGCUGCAGCGCAUGGUAGGGCGCCAGUCAGACGUGCAAUGCAAGGUGGCUGUGCACACGGUGGUUGCCGCAGCACUGCCCGGAGGUCACUUUGAAUUGCCAACAGCGAGGGGCCGGCUGCUCAGCUCCCCGGGGAUGGCGGUGGAGUGGGCGGAUGGCGAGCGUGUUGCCCUGGGGCUGGCAUCCCUCAUGCAUUCUCUGGACGUGGAUGCGCGGUACUAUUCUCCGCGCAACGCGUGUUUGGCCAGGCGUGUGGCCCGGCGCUGCGCCUCCAUGGCUGCGCCUACGGGUGUGCAGCAUAGGUCCUCGGCCACCGUGGUGAUUCUGGAUCGCGCCUCUGAUUGGGCUGCUGCCGUGCGCCAUGGCGGGCAUUUUUUGGAUGACCUCUACCGGUGUUCUGCCGUAGACCGUCCCCAACUCGCAAUGCUGCUGCGCCGGUCCGGCGUUGCGGACUCGCUGGCUGCGCAGGCUAUUCGGCAGCGGGCUGAUAGGGUGGCUGCGGAGUGCGAGGGGUUGCGGGAGGUGGUUGUGCGGAUGGAGGAGGCUGCGAGCAGAGGUCGGUGGCGGGAAAUGCAGGCUGUGGAGAAGACCCUGGCGCUGGUGCUGGCCGCUGAAGAUGACGUGCAGGAUGCCUGGGAUCAGGUGCUGGCGGCUAUUCCGCCACUGCCCAGCGAUGUUGAUGACAUGGCUGGGUUGCUGUCGCACACGCUGGCGCUCAUGGCCAUGGCGGCGGCCCUUCUCGGGUACCGCCGGCUGGGAAUCCCGCCAAUCCAGCGCGCCCUGGCUGCGCAAAGGCUGGCCUCGGACUAUAACGCAUUGACCUCGCAGACCGGUGCUGAGGAGGGUGCCGCAUGGGCUGCUCGUGCGGUCGAGCGCCUGAAUAGUAUAGCUGAGGGCGGCAGCGGCGGUGGCAGUUUCCGGCUGGACUCUGACGGUGUCCAUGUCCCGUUGCUGCCGCGUGUUGCCGCGGAUGUACUCAGUGGAUGCCCACCAUAUGUGCCACUGGAGCUCGCCGAUCGCCGUAAUGGCGGUGGUGCCGGCGCUGCGUCCAGUUUGCUCAAGGGUAUAGGCAUGCGGUUCUUGUCGCACCGCUCUCCGUCUCCCGCUUCUCCGACUGAAUCUGCUGGAGACUCGUUUGGCUUGGGCGGCCAGUCGGCUCACCACCGUGUCGAGGAGGCUGCGGCUGCCAGCGAUAUGGUUGUGUUUUUCAUAGUCGGCGGCAUGACGUUUGGGGAGGCCGCAGAUAUGGUUGCUGCAGUUUCUGCUAAAGGCCCUCCUGUUUUGGUAGGAUGUACGGGGAUAGCAUCCGCCGUUGGCCUAUUUGCCAAUUGAGCUAUAAAACAAAUUAAAAUGCCAUUUUUUUACUGAAUUUUUUCUUUUGGUCGGAAGUUUCCCAAAUAUGGAUCUGAUCUCUGCGAAUAUGAAGGUGGUAGGUAGCAUGGGCAAGUAAAAUGCAUACAUGCGAUUGGCUGCUGGCGCGCUGUUAAUACCGCCUGUGAUUUUUUUUCCGAUUUCUUUGAGGUGGGAAAAAAGAAAAAUAUGUGCAUGUGGCUUAAAGUGCAAAAAAAAUGGGUGUGAGAAUGGGAUCAUCUAUGAAGGCAUUUUGAUCACAGCGUUUCCACCGAGUCACAAAAAUUUACGAAAAAAUGUUAUCUUGAUAUUUUCAUGCACAUGAGAAAAAAAACUGGCGUAAAAUAUGGUGCUAAAAUUUUCUGGUCAACGGAAAUAAAUGCAAAAGCAAAAAAGAGAG
Molecule: messenger RNA, 2383 nt
Organism: Kickxella alabastrina
Lineage: Eukaryota; Fungi; Kickxellomycota; Kickxellomycetes; Kickxellales; Kickxellaceae
Exons: 1
Coding region: 190-1965 (591 amino acids)
Source: RefSeq, a predicted model, not a curated record